UUCCAUUUUUAAUUCACAAUUGACUCACAAUUAAAUCCGACUCUUUUUACUAUUUUAUUACGCGGAUUUUUUUUUCCACCAACAUGGCAACCCUACUGGUCACGCAUCCUGUGGGCGGGGCUUUUCCCUAACCCCGCUGCGGAUUGGAUGUCAGGUCUGAUCUCAGGGCCAAUUAGAACGUUCGGAGGAAAGCGCGGGAGGAGGAAGCACGCGCGAGUGCACAGCCAAUGGCUGCGUCUCAAAUCUCUGUGCCCUGGACCUGUAGUGCGGAACAAAGACACUGACUCGAUGCCUAUGUAGUGCACUUAGUCAGGGACAGAGUGUCGGUUUAAGAUGCAGCCUGUGCAGUCGCCUGAGCCGGGCAGUGUUAUAAUCAGCUAUAAUCAGAGCCAAGAUGGAGGAUUGGAGUCUCUCACAGUCCACACAGAGAAGAACCUUCACAUCGCUCAUUGCGAGUCGGCUCGGGAGGAAGCGGAGGCUGCAGAGUCACAGCGAGCUUCAGGAAGCAUCCAUCAGCCUGAUAAACCACAACCAGAACAUCUCGGCCCUCCUGCAGGAAACAGCCGCAGGUGCAGGAGGUGACACACACACCUGUGAGGUGAGUUCGGCUCUGGACGAUGGGAGUAAGCUCCGUGUUGGAGAGAUCAGAGCUAACGUCCUGGAGUGUGAGCUGCGCAGGCAGGCGGAUGAGCUGUGUGUCCCCGUCUCCGUCCUGUCUGUCAGGAUGGUGAUGGACAGAAUCGCGGCUCUGCAGGGAGACAGAGACUCUGCCAUGAUAAGCUCCGCCCACAAGGCUGAGCUCAUCUUGUUAUUACAUGCGGCCCGAGAGCUGUUAAACGUGGGAGUGUUUAGCCCCAAACUGUUCUGGCAGGAGUACUGGAAAAGUCAGCCUGUGCUGGAAGUGGUGUAUCGUCUGCACACUGAGGAGCUCCUUCCACUGCAAUACACACUGACCAGUGAGUCCGGUGUGUGUGUGUGGUUGGUGUCUCAGUUACAGUCGCUGUGUGAAUGCAGAGUGACGGAGGAAGAAGGAGACGUGCGUCAUCACAUUCUCUCCACUGUGGUGUGUGUGUUGGUCCGUGUUGGGUUUGAGGAUGUUCAGGACUCCAGUGUGUCUCACUCCUGCUGUUCAGUGCUGGACAGUAUGCUCUCCUGGCUUCUGGAUUCACUAGAAAACACACACACCUCACACACCUCACACACCUCACACACCACAGACCCCUCACACACCUCACACACCACAGACCCCUCACACACCUCACACACCACCGACCCCUCACACACCUCACACACCACAGACCCCUCACACACCUCACACACCACCGACCCCUCACACACCACACACACCACACACACUACACACACCACCGACCCCUCACACACCUCACACACCACACACACCUCACACACCACAGACCCCUCACACACCUCACACACCACCGACCCCUCACACACCACACACACUACACACACCACCGACCCCUCACACACCUCACACACCACAGACCCCUCACACACCUCACACACCACCGACCCCUCACACACCACACACACUACACACACCACCGACCCCUCACACACCUCACACACCACCGACCCCUCACACACCUCACACACCACCGACCCCUCACACACCUCACACACCACAGGCCCCUCACAGCGUGUACCAGCUGCAGCAGUUUGGCUCCGUGUGUUCGAGACGUCAGUGUUUGGCGUGUCCGUGUCAGAGGACGCUGUGCGCCGGUUCUUCACACACACGCUCACACACACGCUCACACAUCGGCCCCGCCUCAAAGUGUCAGACGCCAUAGCAAUGCAGAGUCAGUGGAGUUUUGCUAAAACGUCUCCGUUGAUGACAUCACUCCUCUGUAAGGUGUGUGUGGUGUUCAGUAUGGAGGAGGUGUGUUCUCACCUGCAGCAGGUAUUAGAGACUCUGGAAGUGAACUGGCAGAAUGUUCUGUCCUGCAUUUCAACACUGUUGGUGUAUCACACACACACACAGGCCUGCCUCAAAGAGUUGUUGUCCAGGUUGCUGAGCUCAGCGUUUCACUCGUACGAUGUAGAGAAGAUGAUCACUGCCUUCCUGUUAGCUCGACAGGGGGCGCUAGAGGGUCCCGCCAUUUUUCCCUCCUACAGCGACUGGUUCAAGAUCUCCUUUGGUGGGGCGAGUGGUUACCAUGGUAACAGUAAGAAGUCACUGGUGUUCCUGUUGAAGUUCCUGUCUGACCUCGUGCCCUUUGACCCCCCGCAGUACCUGAAGGUCCAUGUCAUGCACCCACCCUAUGUCCCGGGGAAACACCGCUCUCUCCUGCAGGAGUUUAUCUCUCUGUCCAGGACACGCCUCUCUGACCUCAAGGUUUCUGUUGAGCAGAUGGGUAUGUAUGAGGUGGUCUCAGGUGCUGCAACUGAGGUUCAGCCAGAGUGUGUUGCACAGCAGGAUGUGGAGAAAGCUCUAGCGUUGUUUCAGAGCACUGGCAGGAUCUCAGCCACUGUGAUGGAAGCCAGUAUAUUCAGACGGCCGUAUUUUCUGUCCCGAUUCCUUCCUGCUCUGUUGACACCACGUGUGCUUCCAGAGAAACCUGAUAAUCGCAUGGCCUUCAUUGAGGCUCUGAGGAAGGCAGAGAAGAUCCCAGCUGCCCUGUACUCCUCCUACACUGAGUCCUGUAUGAGACAGCAGCAGGGAGAAGGUGUGUGUGACGCACAGGAGCAGGACCCUCAGGUUGGUGUUCACACUCAGUUGCUGCAGCUGAGGAGGUUAUUGUCUACUGGAGCUGCUGAAGGAGAGGUGCGAGCGCAGGUCGCCCUGCUGUCUCAGACGCUGAGCCGUGUGUGUGAUCACCUGGACCAGCAGCGCGAGUGUGAGAGCAUAACGCUGACCCUGGACCCACACACUCCUUCACACACACCUCCUGUUGUAAAUGUGAUCCUGCAGGGUUUCUGUGAGUGUGUGCUGGCUGCGUGUAGAGUCGCUCCUCCAAACAGGCAGUGUCAGUGGGUUGGAGUGUUUCUGAAGAUGUUAAUAGGACACACCCAGCUGUACACACACAUCCUGCACAGACUUCUGCAACUACUGUACCUCCAGGGGCCGUCUCUCUCCCCCGCCCAUGUCCUGGCCCUGGCGGUGCUGGUGGUGGAGCUGCAUGUGUGCAGAGAUCAGUCUCCCCCAGUGCACCUGUCUCACUCCACCUGUCUCACACACUCCACCUGUCUCACACACUCCACCUGUCUGUCUCCAUCCGAGGCCCUGAGUGAUGCUUUACCUUUUUCCACUGCGAGUGGCAUGGAGUUCUGUCUCAGGUUCUGUGUGGUGGCAGUGUGUUAUGCUCUGUGUAAAUCCACUUCACACACUGAGGAGCUCACACACUUCAUCCCCUCUCGCCUCUAUAAACGGUUGCUGUUCCUCAUGCCGAGGCUUGUGCCAGAGCUGCGUUCAGGUGUGUUAGCAGCAGAGAGACAGAACGAUGACGAUGAUGAUGAUGAUGGUGGUGAUGAUGAUGGUGAUGAUGAUGGUGAUGAGUGCGCUGAUGAAGAGGAGUGUGUGUGUGCUUGGGCGAGUGUGACGGACUGCAGGAGGAGUGUGAGGAGCUCUGUCAAAGCACUGUGGGGACACACCACCAUCAGGAACCUGCAGAAACACCCGGAACACCAGUUGUCGUUCUCUGAGUGGCUGAUGUUCGAGCUCCGAGUGCAGCGCAGUCGAGAUGCUCUGACUGAUACAGAGAGGCAGGUGUAUGAGCGGUGGGCGUGUCUGCAGUGGUUCCUCCCUCUGUGUGUGAGCGCAGGAGGCUGUAAAGGAAACACGGCAACAGCGUGUACACACAUAAUCAACGCUGUGCUGGAUGCAGGUGUGUCUCCAGUGCCGUAUUCCCCAGCUCCACCUCACACAGACUCCUGUUGUGUAGACGUUCUGGCCAGACUGCAGGAGCUGCUGUGGGAGCUGCAGUUCACACGCAGCAGUAGAGUGAGAGAGGAGGGUCUCUUCCUGUGGGAUCUGAUAGAUCAAAGGUGCUCAGUGACCUUUGAACCCAAGAACAUCAGCUCUGAGCUGGAGCUCCAGAGAACGCUGCACACCUGCAACAGUGUGAUCCUCGCCGUUCCGUCUCCGCUCCUGGUGUGUGUGUGUGCUGCUGGAGGAAGAAGCAUACUGGACUGCACAGCGCUCAUGGAUCAUAUAAAUAAUCAUCAGAGGAGGGUGUGUUCUCCUGCCGGGCUUCUUUCCUGCUCCUUGACGACCCACUUCCUCUCAGCUGUGCUCAGUGCGAGUGUGAGUUGUGAGUCUCCUGUUGAAGCCGUUAAUGCGACUCUGUCUCAGCUCAGUGUGCACUGCCCCCUUCUGCUGCUGGCUGCUGCGCGGUGGUGGGGGUGUGUCUCUCCGGUGUUGUGUUCUUUGUGGGAGCGUGUGAUUGGAGGGCAGCAGCCUGAAAUGCUACAGCUACUGACCAACUGCACUCAGUGGGCCAGCAGGUGGGUGAGGCGUCUCCCAGGUGCUCUCCCCUCGGCUCCUGCGCUGGUGUUAGCGGUGUGUGUGCACCGAGCGGUAGAACAGCAGGGCGGCGAUACUGAGCGAGUUAAAGCUGAACUUACUCUGAUACAGCAGCACAGAGAGGUGCUGGUUUUUCUGCUCUUCUUCUACAUAACAGACCUCCUCUCUGAACACCUUUCACCACAGGCUGGCGGGAGUGUGAGUCGUGCUCAAGGCCUCAGUGUUCAUCUCGUCACCCUGCUGGCCGACUCGUCUGAUUGGCUGUCCCUGUUCCACCAAUCAGGGCGCAAAGAGCGCAAUGCCUACGCGAGGCUCGUCUCCAUGGUAACCACAGACCUGUGUGCGCGGCUGAUGCCGUUUGCGUUGUUCAGCGUGUUGGCGGAUGUCGAUGCGAGUGUGUUGAGCAGACUGAUGCUGACCCCAGGGUUCCUCCCCCCAGCUGUGAUGUCAUACACCGCGCUGAUGAAGCUCUUCCUGCUCGGACACACUGCAGACGUCAGGGCCGACACACUGCAGCAGAUCCUGUGUGGAGCUCAGCACAUUGUUCUGAAGAGCAUCUCUUUGACUCGCCCAGGCUCCAUCACACACAGCCAGUUAAGACAGAUGGAGGAGGAGUGUAUGGAGCUCGACCCCGAGGUGGCAGCUGCGCUCUCGGCUCUGAUGAACCCUGAUGACCUUUGACCUGCAGGACUUCUCGGUGAUGAGAAGACUUCUCCCGUUUGUCACUUUGUCGCUCAUGAUGAACUCUGAGCUCUGCAGGAGGAUUGUGGGUAAUUAUAGCGAGCUGCGAUUGACAUGGACACGCAAAGGAAUUCUGGGAAGUCCGCUCGGCGCAGCAGGAAACAGGAAGUAAACAGACUUGACUGUUCUGUGAUGAUGUGAAUGCAAUAAAACACAGUGAUGCAGUGAAGUGCA
Molecule: messenger RNA, 5398 nt
Organism: Pangasianodon hypophthalmus (striped catfish)
Lineage: Eukaryota; Metazoa; Chordata; Actinopteri; Siluriformes; Pangasiidae
Gene: fanca
Product: Fanconi anemia group A protein
Exons: 43
Coding region: 395-5164 (1589 amino acids)
Biological process (GO): interstrand cross-link repair
Cellular component (GO): Fanconi anaemia nuclear complex
Source: RefSeq, a predicted model, not a curated record